AUGUUUGAAAAAUGUGAAAAUUGGAGAAAGCAAUUCGGUUGUGAUACCAUUUUGAAGGAUUUCCAUUAUGAGGAAAAACCUUUGGUGGCUAAAUAUUAUCCUCAAUAUUAUCAUAAGACUGAUAAAGAUGGUCGUCCAUGUUAUUUCGAAGAAUUAGGUGCAGUCAAUUUGACUGAAAUGUAUAAGAUUACCACUGAAGAACGUAUGUUGAAGAAUUUGGUUUGGGAAUACGAAUCUGUCGUUAGAUAUAGAUUACCCGCUUGUUCAAGAGCUGCAGGUGCAUUAAUUGAAACCUCAUGUACUGUUAUGGAUUUGAAAGGUAUUUCCAUAUCAAGUGCUUACAGUGUUUUAUCAUACGUUAGAGAAGCUUCCUUUAUCAGUCAAAAUUAUUAUCCAGAACGUAUGGGUAAAUUUUAUUUGAUCAAUGCUCCAUUUGGUUUCUCUACCGCUUUCAGAUUAUUUAAACCAUUUUUGGACCCUGUUACAGUCUCUAAGAUUUUCAUCUUAGGUUCAUCUUAUCAAAAGGAACUAUUGAAACAAAUUCCUGCUGAAAAUUUACCAACAAAGUUCGGUGGUAAAUCAGAAGUUGAUGAGGCUACAGGUGGAUUAUAUUUGUCAGAUAUUGGUCCAUGGAGAGAUCCAAAAUUUAUUGGCCCAGAAGGUGAGGCACCAGAAAUGUUUUCUAUGAAAUAA
This is a messenger RNA of Naumovozyma dairenensis CBS 421, 693 nucleotides long. RefSeq names its product phosphatidylinositol/phosphatidylcholine transfer protein SEC14 (gene SEC14). The record is from RefSeq and is a predicted model, not a curated record. The transcript has a single exon. Bases 1 to 693 code for a protein of 230 amino acids. Lineage: Eukaryota; Fungi; Ascomycota; Saccharomycetes; Saccharomycetales; Saccharomycetaceae.